AUCCACAAGGCUCACAAUCCCCAGAGGCAAGAGAAGACUGUAGGAAAGUUAUUCAUAUUGCAAAUCACAGUCUCUGAAGGAUCUGUAGGGCUCUGGGAAGACAGAACUCCUUCUUUCUACCUCCCUAACACUACUUGAGGGUGAUUAAGGCUGCAGACACACUCUGGAUGGAUUUCAUUGCUGGAGCCAUUGGAGGUGGCCUAAGCACAGCUGUGGGUUAUCCACUGGACACAGUGAAGGUGAGAAUUCAGACUGAGAAGCAUUACAGAGGGUUUUGGCACUGUGUUCAAGAAACAUACAGGACAGAAAAAAUUUGGGGAUUUUACAAAGGUGUGUCUGCAUCAGUCCUUGCCGUAUCAGCAGUUUCUUCUGUUUCCUUUGGCACAUACAAGAACUUCCUCUGUACAAUCUGCAAACUGCGAUAUGGGGCUGCAGAUGCAAAGCCUUCCAAGCUGGAUGUUUCCCUUGCCGGAGCUGUUGCUGGUGCCGUCCGGGUUGUGUUGACAAAUCCUAGUGAAGUGGCUAAAGUUCGGAUGCAGACUCAGAGAAACCCACAUCCUUCUGUCACAUCUCAGACUGUCUCCAAACCCAAGUACCAAGGGUCUCUGCACUGUCUGAAGGUGAUCACCAAGGAGGAAGGUUUUGGGGGUCUCUACAAGGGCUGCUCUGCAUUACUCUGCAGGGAUUGCUCUGCUUCUGCAGUAUAUUUCCUUUCCUAUUCUGCUCUGUGUGACUGGCUCACACCAGCUGGGAAAAAUAAACCAGGUUUCCUUGUUGUGCUGCUUUCUGGUGGUUUUGCUGGAGUCCUGGCCUGGGGAUUAGCUACUCCCAUGGAUGUCAUCAAAUCACGGAUGCAAAUAGAUGAAUCGGACCAGCACAAGUACAAAGGCCUGAUUCACUGUGUUAGGGAAAGUGUGAAAAAGGAGGGUGCAAAAGUGCUUUUCAAAGGACUGGGUUUAAACUGCAUUCGUGCCUUUCCUGUGAACAUGGUAGUGUUUGUAACGUAUGAAGCUGUACUGAGAUUUACAGAUCAUUAUAUAAGCAAAAAAUAGCUCAUUCUAC
Molecule: messenger RNA, 1062 nt
Organism: Empidonax traillii (willow flycatcher)
Lineage: Eukaryota; Metazoa; Chordata; Aves; Passeriformes; Tyrannidae
Gene: SLC25A47
Product: solute carrier family 25 member 47
Exons: 6
Coding region: 168-1052 (294 amino acids)
Biological process (GO): transmembrane transport
Cellular component (GO): mitochondrion
Molecular function (GO): transmembrane transporter activity
Source: RefSeq, a predicted model, not a curated record